Messenger RNA from Triticum aestivum (bread wheat), 767 nucleotides. RefSeq lists its product as uncharacterized. Gene Ontology annotation, molecular function: structural constituent of ribosome; 5S rRNA binding. The transcript has 2 exons. Gene Ontology annotation, biological process: translation; ribosomal large subunit assembly. The record is from RefSeq and is a predicted model, not a curated record. Lineage: Eukaryota; Viridiplantae; Streptophyta; Magnoliopsida; Poales; Poaceae. Bases 294 to 623 code for a protein of 109 amino acids. Gene Ontology annotation, cellular component: ribosome; cytosolic large ribosomal subunit.
UAUGAGAUGUUAGUUGGAUUUAGUUAGGAUAUUGUGUCUUGAGAAGAUAGUCAAAGAUGUUUGGUGGAUUAUGAGAUUUUAGGUCUAAUAGAUGAGCAUGGUGAUUAUUAUUUUUGUGGAAAUGAAUCUUUAAUAAAUUUGGAACAAUUUGGAUUUAGUUAGCCGACUGUGAUCUUUAACCAAAUUUUAUGGUGGAUUAUGAGAUUUAGUUUGGCUCCGCUCUGCCUCUUCCUCAAGGAGCAUGUGUAGUCCAGUGGUGCGGCGGCUCGUGCGGCGUGCGGUGGCCUUAGAAGAUGGGCGCCGACACCUGCUGCUUGUGCACAAUGGUGACUCCACGCAUCUCCUGCGCCCCACAACCCUCUCCUUCCCGGCACAGGAGGAGCAGGAGCAAGGAUGCCGAGGCGUUUCAGGGAGCUUUGGAUGGUGGUCUUGGUAUUCCACACAGUGACAAGAGAUUUGCUGGCUUCAAGAAGGAUAAGAAGCAGCCGGGCGCUGAGAUUCACCGCAAAUACAUCUAUGAAGGUCAUGUUGCUGACUACAUGAAGGUGAGUUGGAUCCAUUGCCCUCGUGGUAUUAUAAUGCCAUUUCUUCAUUCCCUAGGGCUGUCGUUGUUGUAUACAUGAAUUCUUUCUGGAAGAUAUAUCUGGGCCCGAUUCACCCAUAUAAAGUAUCCUAAAGCAAGUGUACUUUCUUCUUAUUUCUGAAGCAGCUUACUGAAUCUCGUUUUAACUUCUGCCCUACCCAUAUUUCAGUCAAUAGCUGAUGAG